Messenger RNA from Zophobas morio, 1715 nucleotides. Its product is annotated as pickpocket protein 28-like. The record is from RefSeq and is a predicted model, not a curated record. Gene Ontology annotation, molecular function: ligand-gated sodium channel activity. Gene Ontology annotation, biological process: sodium ion transmembrane transport. Bases 71 to 1666 code for a protein of 531 amino acids. Lineage: Eukaryota; Metazoa; Arthropoda; Insecta; Coleoptera; Tenebrionidae. The transcript is spliced from 8 exons. Gene Ontology annotation, cellular component: plasma membrane.
UAAUUUCAUAGUAAAACAGCUAUCGAUAAUGGUUUUCGUUCAGUACUCCGAAAGCGGCUAGUGAGAAAGCAUGAAAGAAACUGCUAUCGAUCCGAAUCGAAAUAAUGACAGACGAACUGUUACCAAUGUGCAAAAUUACUUUAAAGAAUAUUGCAAUUCUACAAGUAUCCAUGGCUUUAGAUAUUUCGGGGAAAAUCGGUCUACUUUCGAAAAAGUGUGGUGGAUAGUUAUUUUUAUUCUUUGUUUAUCUGGUUGUUCUUUUAUGAUUUAUAAAAUUUACGAAAAAUACGAGACUAGCCCUGUUAUUGUAACUUUUGCCACGAAAGAAACGCCAAUUCACCAGAUACCAUUUCCAGCAGUGACCAUUUGUCCGGAAAUAAAAUUCAAAAAAGAAAAAUUUAACUUGACUGAUGUAGUUAAGAAAAAAAAGGAAGAACAAAAUAUAACUGUCUCGGAGGAACAAAUAUUUCAAUAUGCGUCGUUAUUAUGUAAACAAAGUUUACAAGCCUUUGUUAAUGAAACUGCGGGCCAAACUCUUGGCAAUGAUUUCUUUACCACAUUGGAUGAGAUAAAACCCGAGUUUAUUAAAUCUGUGAUCUACUGUAAGUUUCUAGGACAAGAUUAUAGCGAAGAUUGUUCAGAACUGUUAACACCGGUGUUUACCGAUGAAGGAGUUUGCUAUUCUUUCAAUAUCUUGGAUCGUAGCCACAUUUUUAAUGAUUUGGUCUACCACUAUAAAGAUUACCACAAUGUAAAAGAAGACACUCGUUCGUGGAAUAUGGAAUUUGGAUACGCUCAAGAUGCUAAAGGGGACGCCUAUCCAAAAAGAGCCUUAUUUUCUGGAGCUAACAAUGGAUUAACUUUAUAUAUGGGUGUUGAAAAUAUAGACUUUGAUUACAUGUGUAACAGUAUCCAAGGUUUUAAGGUUGUGUUACACUCUCCCGUGCGAAUACCAAAACUAAAACAAGAAUAUUUUCGCGUGCCCUUGAAUCAGGAAGUGGUAGCAGCUGUUCAUCCGAUCAUGAUAAUGACGUCUCCGGCAGUACAAGGAUUCAAUGUCGAGAAGCGUGAAUGUUAUUUUCCGUCGGAAAAGAAACUGAAAUAUUUUAGAUCCUAUUCUCAACAGAAUUGCUUUCUCGAAUGUCUCACAAAUGUCACUUUGAACUUUUGUGACUGUGUAAAUUUUUACAUGCCAAAGGAAAAUGCUACAAAAAUAUGUGGAAAAGAAUCUUCUACGUGUGUUAAGGUAGCCGAAACAAUUUUGCAGUUAGGGGAAGAAUACAGCAAAUUCUAUCAGCCAAAGUCUGAUAAUGAAUUUGAAACUUGCGAUUGUUUGCCCAUUUGUACAGAUUUAAGCUAUGAUGUGCAAACAUCUCAAACUAAUUGGGACUGGAAAGAAAGUUUUGCUAUGGUACCGGGUAUGGAGCAUUUUAACAAAGAAAAGGUCCAUUUAUCGAGCUUAACAGUGUAUUUUCGAUUUAAUCAUUUCAUCACCUCGGAGAGGCAAGAACUGUAUGGUCCCACUGAUUUCGUGGCUAAUUUUGGAGGCCUGUUAGGUUUAUUCACUGGUUUUUCAAUUUUGUCUUUAAUGGAGAUUAUCUAUUUCUUGACACUGAGAAUAUGUUGUAAUAUUCGGUUGUAUGGGCAGUGGGCAGGAGUACAAUAGUGUACCUGUUCUCCUAGUUUUUUUUGUGAAAAUAUAUUUAUUACUUGAA